UGUUUAAGGUGUCUGAAUGUCUGAAUAAGGUUUUAAGUGAUUUGUAGUGUAAAUUUAACAACAAGUUCGAGUUAGUUUAUUCUAUUUAGGUUUUGUGUUAACAUGUUUGAAGCUCCGGUGGAUUUCUCAUUUAAAAGUUUAACAUCUGUAACAGAUGUUCUAUCUGAGGAGGCAAACAUGGGAGUUCGUGCACCCAAAAAGAAUACACAGGGGAAGUACAAAAGCCGUGCCCUUCGUCUUAACAAUAAUGUUAUAUCGGACAUGACGGGACUAAUGGACACUCUCUGUGCUUUAUUUAUGGAGCCGACGCACAUUUCCUGGAUCGAUCUGUCCUUCAACGAAAUCUCACACAUCCAUCCGGUGUUCACUGAGCUUGUGGAGCUGCGGGUGUUGUACCUCCACGGUAACAAUGUUGGUAACCUCUCUGAGGUGGAUAAGUUGGGCGUGUUACCGUUUCUGCACACCAUCACGCUACAUGGAAACACAAUGGAAAACAAGCAAGGCUACAGGAGCUACGUUAUUUCUGCUCUCCCUCAUCUGAAGAUGAUGGACUUCAGUGCCAUCACUAAACAGGAGCGAGCCAUGGCCUUGAAGAAGCCUGGGAGGAACCGCAAACCCACCAGUCGAGGCGCAAAAGACUAAGACAGGCUACAGAAAACAAUUCGAAGCAUUAGUAUUGACUGUGUGGUAGCUGUUACUUAAGUGUCACAUAUAAUUAUUAUGUGGUAGUCGGUGUGCAUUUUGACUUUUCAAACAAAUAAAACAAAUAACAAAACAUACAAA
Molecule: messenger RNA, 783 nt
Organism: Trichomycterus rosablanca
Lineage: Eukaryota; Metazoa; Chordata; Actinopteri; Siluriformes; Trichomycteridae
Gene: lrrc51
Product: leucine rich repeat containing 51
Exons: 4
Coding region: 103-642 (179 amino acids)
Molecular function (GO): protein binding
Source: RefSeq, a predicted model, not a curated record